UUCGGUUCGGUGUGACGCGUUUUUCGUUCAACUCUGCUGUGUCACGAGUGUGCGCGGGAGCCCUUAUUGCUGCAAGCGUGUGACAGCUCUAUCUUUCGGAGUGAUUCCAACCUGAGUGACUUAAAUGCGCGUGCUGUUCUUGUGCAAUUGCAACAACCGCUUUUUGCGCGAUUUUGGCAAAUUCCAGCAGAGCGAACAUUUGGACUGGGGAGGAAUUGGGACGAGUUAAGAAUGCAUUCGCCGCUAGAGUGCUGAGUCGUCGUACUUCUAGCACUGCGAGGCAUUCGACCGAAGGGCUGAUAAGCCGUUGUAGUUUGAACCAGCAGUGUGAAUGUGGAUAGGCGGAAAAUCGUUACAACACUCACACGCCGAAUCAAUCAAUCAAACUGGGCUGAGGCUGGGCCAAAUUUCGACGAAAUUUGCUGCUGUGGUAGGAGGCUUGCAGGGUGCGGCAAGUUUGCGACAGCAAGUUGACUUAUAAAAUCUAGGCUAAGCUUGCGCUUACAUCGGUCAUAUUUUACCGAACGUAGGAAAACAAACGGUCACAAAGCAAACAUCGAGAAAAGAAGUAGUAUAUUUUAGCAACAACCGGCGGAGGCCCUACCGAAAAAAAAUACGUUCAGGAUGAGUGUCGCAGGCAAUUUCAGUGAUUUCGGCUCGGGAUCGCGAUUCGUGUUUCAGAUGGCUAUCGACGAGUAUCACGCGGGCCGGAACUGGUCCGGUUUGGUCGAUCGAUACUGGUUGAUCGUGGAAGAACUGAUUGCAGACCCUCGCGCCAAACACCUCCCCUUUAUGGACAAUCCACUACCGACGGUUUACCUGAUCAUCUGCUACCUGCUGUGGGUCCUGCUGCUUGGUCCGAUGUACAUGCGAGAUCGCAAACCCAUGGACCUGCGGCGGUUCAUCAUUUUCUAUAAUCUGUUCCAGGUGCUGCUGAGCGGGUACAUGUUUUAUGAGCAUCUGAUGGCGGGUUGGCUACAAGGGUACAGCCUGACAUGCCAAACAGUAGAUUAUAACGAUGGACCACUUUCGCGGAGGAUGUUUAAUCUUUGCUACGUGUACUACCUGUCGAAAUUGACCGAGUUCGCUGACACGAUAUUUUUCGUCCUACGGAAGAAGCAAUCCCAGAUCACGGAUUUGCACGUGUAUCACCAUUCGCUUACGCCCAUGGAGGCGUGGAUUCUGACCAAGUUUAUUGCAGGUGGCAACGCAACCUUUCCCAAUAUUAUCAACAAUUUCGUGCACGUGCUGAUGUAUUUCUACUAUAUGCUGUCCGCGAUGGGACCUCGCUAUCAGAAGUAUCUCUGGUGGAAAAAGUACAUGACCGAGGUUCAAAUUGUUCAGUUUAUCCUUUGCAUUGGCCACUGCAUCAACGCCCUAGUGUCGGGCUGUCCGUUUCCACGCUUCAUCUCCACACUGCUUCUCAUCAACGCAUCAAUAUUCCUGAUACUGUUCAUGAACUUUUACAUCCAAAGCUACAAACGGAGGCCGUCGGCACAGCCGGCGCUUGUAGCAGCCCAAGUCAGUGACAAGGACGCACCAUCGAUGGUGGAAGAUCUGCAGUGCAACGAAGAGUCUACGGUGAAGGAGGUUAACAAUAACAGUAUCCUGCUGAAGCAAGUCUCGGUGGAAGGGCCAGACGAUGAGGUUCCUCCUACCGCUAACGGUGACAUCGUUAGCAAAGUGGAAGUGGACGUGAACAGCCCCGGGGAGGAUUCCGAACCCGCCAGCGGUAUUGAACUGUCAAAGGAUGUGAUAGCCACAGUUGAUGGACUUCGACAGCGGAUAAUGGGUACCGAAGAAUUGCUUUCCGCUCGGGUGGAAAAAGCUGUCGCAGAAAAGUGUGACCAUUAGAUUUAGUUUUAAAAAGUGUAGAGUAUGGCGUGCGAUAGGUUCUUAGUUCGAUCAUGACAAUUCGAGACCAGAAUAAGGUCUCCGGGUGGUUUAGAGGCCGCAGUCGGGUUUAUCCUCAGGUUCGCUCACUGACGAAAAUAACAAGCAGCAUACGCUGAGAAACGCCUACAGCUGGCUGUAAAUAGCCUUUAAAUAGUUUAGUAACUUUAGUACUAGAAAAACUCGCUAAACAAACAGGCACAUUUCGAUUUAUGUGUACUAUUCCCGUGCAAGAUACGGGGCAUUUUGCUAUAUCUGUGGUAUCAAAGUUAAGCGGAAUAUCUUACACGAUUAGGCAAUUAUGUGUUCAAUGACAAGUUUGAUUGAGGAUCAAAGUUAAAUGAUUGAAACGAAAAACAUAUUGACGCAAAAAAUCGACCUUAAAAAUUAUCUGUUAGACGAGUAAACGUGUGUCUAAUUAUAAUGUCUAGUCUAGAACAAUUUUCAACUUCAGUUAGUGUUUUUUAAAGCCUUUCGUACCGUUAAACACUCAGGAGGAUAGUGAGAGAGGAAAAAAAUAACGUUUGCUCAAACCAUUAGAUAGUCGAUUUCAACACAACCCCAUACCCCCAAUAGACGCUAUAGAUAACAGUACAGAAAGUAUUUCCCCGUUCGCGUUGCAUUAUCGUUUAGAUUUUUAGUGUGCGCAAGUGUGCACUGAACGACGACUGAACAACGGUGCAAGUUCCGGAUUCCUGUCGGGAGCGCGGAAAAUUAGUUUCAUUGACGGCGACGAAUGCCGAACAGAAAAAGUUCAACCAUUAGCGAGUAAGCAAACUGUCCCAUCGGAAAUGUGACGGAGUUAGUUAGGGGAGAUAGAACUUCGGACAGCGAUUGUCAGAUUGAUGGUGACACGAUCAGAACAAAAAAAAAACAC
Molecule: messenger RNA, 2770 nt
Organism: Wyeomyia smithii (pitcher-plant mosquito)
Lineage: Eukaryota; Metazoa; Arthropoda; Insecta; Diptera; Culicidae
Product: elongation of very long chain fatty acids protein 7-like
Exons: 6
Coding region: 625-1854 (409 amino acids)
Biological process (GO): fatty acid elongation, monounsaturated fatty acid; sphingolipid biosynthetic process; very long-chain fatty acid biosynthetic process
Cellular component (GO): endoplasmic reticulum membrane
Molecular function (GO): fatty acid elongase activity
Source: RefSeq, a predicted model, not a curated record